Molecule: messenger RNA, 1543 nt
Organism: Babjeviella inositovora NRRL Y-12698
Lineage: Eukaryota; Fungi; Ascomycota; Pichiomycetes; Serinales
Product: glycoside hydrolase family 5 protein
Exons: 1
Coding region: 64-1422 (452 amino acids)
Biological process (GO): glucan catabolic process
Cellular component (GO): extracellular region; cell surface
Molecular function (GO): glucan exo-1,3-beta-glucosidase activity
Source: RefSeq, a predicted model, not a curated record
GCCAGAUCUAUACAUCUACAGUGACGACAUCCGAAACACAACUCCGAAUUAUACCACAUACUAAUGACAUCAAAAGGGUUAAUUGUUACGGGGCUCUUGUUUGGCUUCCUCGAGUGUGUCCUCUCACAAAGCCUCAAAGUGUCCUUGCCUGGCGGUCUGAGCGAGAAAAUCCAAGGCGUGGCCCUUGGAGGUUGGCUUGUAUUAGAGCCAUACAUCACACCAUCAUUGUUCACUGUUUUUGAGAAUGCGACAGCCACAAACACCACGGAAAACGUCCCCGUCGACGAAUACACGUACUGCCAGGUGCUAGGGAAAGACGAAUGUGCUAGCAGGCUCGAAACCCAUUGGUCCACCUUCUACAACGAGACUGACUUCCAGCAGAUCAAGCAGAUGGGGUUGAACUUGGUGAGAAUUCCGGUGGGAUACUGGGCCUUUGCCUUGUUAAGCGGCGACCCGUACGUCCAGGGACAGGAGAAGUACUUGGACCAAGCGAUUGAGUGGUCCCGACAGAACGACUUGAAGGUGUGGAUUGACUUGCACGGCGUUCCGGGGUCUCAAAAUGGGUUUGAUAACUCUGGAAAGAGAGGCGGUGUUGACUGGUUGAAGAACCGCACAUAUAUCAGCACCACCUACGGGGUCUUGGACUAUAUCUUUGGGAAGUACGGCCAGGCCAAUUACAGCGACACGAUCGUUGGGAUUGAACUUGUGAACGAGCCACUUGGACCCCUGUUGAACAUGACAGAGGUAGAGAACAUCUACUACAACAGCUACCAAUCGGCAAAGGCAAAAUACCAUGUCCAGGACACCAUUGUGCUUCAAGAUGCCUUCCAGUGGAUCGGGUACUGGGAUUCGUUCCUAAGCAACGAGACCAGCCCUGCCGUCAUGAUUGAUCACCACCACUAUGAGGUUUUUACUGUCGAUCAGUUGAAGGCUUCCAUCGGCGUGCAUGUUUCUAACAUCAACAGCUUUGGCAAUUCUAUCGUCCAGCACUUGGCGAAUCAUUCGGCUGUGGUGGGGGAAUGGUCUGCGGCCUUGACUGAUUGCGUGAGAUGGCUCAAUGGUGUGAACAUGGGCGCUCGCUACGACGGCACGUUUCAGAAUGAUGAGGUUAUCGGGACAUGCGACAACAUCACAGACUGGAAGAAAUGGACCAAGGACCAGAAGAGGCAUACGCGAGAAUUUGUCGAGGUUCAGCUCGACGCUUACAAUCAAACCUCUGGCUGGAUCUUCUGGUGCUGGAAGACAGAGGACACCAUUGAGUGGGACUUUAAGCGGUUGGUAGCGUUAGAUUUGAUGCCACAACCGCUCAGCGCCAGAAAGUACACCAUGGAUGGGGUGAUUUCCGGUGGUCUUAAAUUGGGUUUGGGUUGGAAAGUCUAUUGUUUCAUGGGAUUGUUACUCGGUUUAACAAUUGGGUUUUAGUCAGAAUAGCAUCAAGUUUGUUUGUUGCCUUUCGAAACCUCAAAUCGAAUAAACGUUUAUAUAAAAAUUAUUUGCAUCAUAGUUGAGAUGUUAAAUUAAAAUAUUAAUUAUUAUAUGGAAU